Ceutorhynchus assimilis (cabbage seed weevil) is the source of this 1361-nucleotide messenger RNA. Lineage: Eukaryota; Metazoa; Arthropoda; Insecta; Coleoptera; Curculionidae. The record is from the annotation of a GenBank genome assembly.
CGAAGAUUCGAGUUUGUUUUUGUUUGUAUACCUACCUAGAAUAAGAUAUUGGGGAAUAGAAUGAUUGUACCUUGUAUUUUUACAUAAAUAAAUUACAAAUUUAGUUCUAACAAUAAUAACUAAUUCUACGUAAAUGUAUUAUUUAAAGGAUCUCACCAUUUUCGCUUGUCUCUUGAUUCUUCACAUUGAAAAGACUUUUGCCGAUUAUUGCGAAUUUGGCACCUGCGACGAAAACACGGAAUACUGUUGUGGAGAUAAUACUUGUUGCAAGAAAACCAUUGAGGUUUGGUAUUACUGGGCUCUAGUACUAUUAAUAGUUAUCGUCAUUACCAUAGCUGCAUGUUUCUACUUGAAGAAAUUUAAAAGUAAAUAUAAAUACAGUAACUAUAGUAUAUUACCACAACAGGUUGAGGAAGUUACUGCCACCCCCACAUAGAUCUGGAUAUUUUUAAUCAUGUUAUACUUACUUGUGAUAAAUAAGGAAAAACUUGGAACAUAAUGAAGUUAUACACAUAGACAUAUCCUAUGAGGAAGUAUCAAAUACUUACUGGGAAAAAUGUAUAAAAACUAAAUCACACAGUUUAGCAUCACUCACAUUCUUAUUUUUGCUCUCCAAUGCUAUGUAUCUACUGUACCUACAUUUAUCAGUAAUUUUUAAUGUAAUAUAAGGUAGCAUUACAAAUAGGUACUUUCUGUGCAGUAAAUUAACAUAAGUUUAUUUACAAGUAAGAUGAAGACAGAGUCUCCAUCUAUUUUCUGAUCAGCACACUAAAAAUUGCAACUCUGUCUUCAUCUUACUUGUAUCAAACCCAGUUCCGGGAUGGAACCAAAAAUGGGUUGUGUUUUCUCUCUGCGGGACCUAACCGUGCUAAUGAGCUGUGAUACAGCGAAACGCGUCCACAGAUGGUCCGGCAGAGAGAAAACACUUCUCAAUCGGUCCUUAAUUGGGCCAUUACCUAAUUAAAAAUAAGUUUAUUUUGUAUUUAUUAAUUUCAAAUGAUCUUUUUAUUUUAUAUACAUACCUCAAUGUCUUCUAGUCAGAUAUAAGAACACUAUCUAUAUCUAUGUUUGUUUUAUAUUUCUAUUUUAUUAUAUUAUGUUGAUAUAUUUAAUUUUGUAGAUUUUUAUAUUUAUUAUUUUAAAGGUUUUAUUUAUAAUGAAAUUAAACAUUUACAACAAAAAACGUCUAUUAACUUUAGGGAAGAUAAACUUGUUAAUAGAAUGGUUAUUGUUUAAUCCUUUUCCAUUUUUUUUUUACGGGACAUCCACAAAAAUAAAAUCCAUUUGCUUAUAUUUCUAAAGGCUAGAGUGAGUGAGGGCUAGAGUUAAGUUUUGGUUUCACAUUUUUACCAUAACAAGCU